CGCGAGAAAUAAAUUUCUGUCAAUAAAUCCUGCUUCUCGAAUGACAUACGCGAAUUAAUUUAUAAUAUAGACGUGACAAACGGUUGCUACGUUUUAUUGUAAGACCCAGCACAAUAUAUUAAACGUUUGUCUGUAAUACAGAUUGAUAUUUUUAUCUCGAGACCCAAAAUUAUGCUCGUACAGUGAUUUUAAAGGUUAGGUCCUUUGCGAUAACGAGUCUAUCAUUUAUAAAUCCUAUUGUUAUGUCAACGACGCAGUGUUUGCUCGGAUAAUUUAUAUUGAGCGUACAAGUACGUUUGUAACAAACGUAGUGACGCAAAAUGGAAGUGGAUCAAAAUGUUGCACAAGCUCUAUUGACACAAGGUGCCACGCUGGUUUUGCUAGACGUACCGCGGGGCACCGACAUCGGUAUUGAUAUAAAGUCCUGGAAUGUAGGACAGAAUUUUAAAGGGAUCAAGAUGAUUCCACCUGGGAUUCACUUUGUACAUUACAGUGCGGUGAACGAAUUUGGCGAGUUGGCGCCUAGAGUUGGCUUCUUCCAUGAUUUCCAGAAAGGUGAAUUCUUAGUAAAGAGAUGGGAUAACAAGGAGGAAGAUUUCAGCUCGGAACCUGUACCUGAGGAGACAGUUCAGAGGUUGAGAGAUAACAUAAAAGAGUUGGACAGGUAUUUAGGACCGUAUCCGUACGAGAUAUCAAAACCAUGGGCGAAAUUAACAAACGGGAUCACAGCGUCUCUCGUGACGAGAUGCUCGCCACUAUGCGGUUACGUGCGAUCUGCUUUGGAAUUGGAGCACUGCAGCGACGCUUCGAGACCACGUGGCAGAGAAUCUAAGAGCAAACGAAAGAGAUCCAGUAGGCUCACGGAGGAAGACAAGGAGGAGGAAUUGCUGCCGGAUCUGAAACCGAGGCCUGGUACAGAACUCAGGCUCACGGAAAUGCCGGAUAAGCAUUAUCCCGAUGACGCGACUCCGAGCGAGAUAACGCGGCAUUCUCUCGACACCAGUUACGUCUUGGACACCACUCUGAAAAAAUUACGAGAACCCGUUGAGAUCAUCGGGGAGAUGCAGCUGACGUUCGUCUGUUUUCUAGCUGGUCAGAGCUUGGACGCUUUUGAGCAAUGGAAGAAACUUGUAUCAUUGAUUUGUGGCGCGGACAACGCGAUUCCACAGUACCGUUCUAUCUAUAUGGAAUUUCUGCAAGCCCUGGAAGUGGAAUUGUCGUAUGUGCCGGAAGAAGUGCUGUGCGACAUCGUGGCGAGUAAUAAUUUCGUGUAUCACAGUCUAUGCAAGUUAUUCGGGAACAUCGAGUCGAAUUCCGAGGUGGACGGUCGAUUGAAAUCGUACGCGAAGCGUUUGCAGGGCCGACUAACCGCGAAGUUUCUGUGGGACUUUUCGAAUUUGCUCGAAGAGGCGGACGAUGAAGCGCCUGUUGUUGUAACUCUGGCAUAAACGCAAAUAAAUAAUGAUCAUGAGCGUUAAUUAUGUGGAAAGAGAUAUGACAAAAACGACCCCGCAAGAAAAACUGAUUUUUUA
Messenger RNA from Temnothorax curvispinosus, 1532 nucleotides. RefSeq names its product protein AAR2 homolog. The transcript has 6 exons. Gene Ontology annotation, biological process: spliceosomal tri-snRNP complex assembly. The record is from RefSeq and is a predicted model, not a curated record. NCBI's taxonomy places the organism in Eukaryota, Metazoa, Arthropoda, Insecta, Hymenoptera, Formicidae. Bases 321 to 1448 code for a protein of 375 amino acids.